Geodia barretti is the source of this 1062-nucleotide messenger RNA. Lineage: Eukaryota; Metazoa; Porifera; Demospongiae; Tetractinellida; Geodiidae. The record is from the annotation of a GenBank genome assembly.
GCACUCAAAAAUCUCCCGCCAAAAUCCCGGGCAUUUUUUGCGGGAGGAGUGGCUCGUGAACUUCGCUGCACCCUCGAAACUUACUUCGGUCGCAGAGAUGGCCGGUGGGGACGGUGAGCGAACAGACUAUCUAAGCCUGGUCAUUUCCAGCUCUCUGACGAGCUUCGGCGCCCAGAAACGCUUCCCCGCGUCUACAACCGUCGGCGAACUCAAGGGGAAAUUAGAGCUAAUUACGGGGGCGACAGCGUCUCUGAUGCAGCUGCAACUCUUCAAUGGGGACGAGGACAAGUUGGUGUGUGAGUUGACGGACGACGCGGCCCCGCUGGGCUCAACAGGAGCUGAGAAUGGUUGGAGGAUCAAUGUGGUGGACAGAGACCCCUCCAAGAAGAAGGGGGAGUUUGAGGACCUGUCGAAGGUCCAGAAAUAUGAGAUGAGCAAAGAUGACUAUGCCAAGAGAACAGGCUCAGCCCUGGCAUUCAAGGAGAAGAUGAAACUGGGGCAGUUUGCAGAUCGCAGUUUGGCUGUGGCAAAGGUAGCCGAGGAGGUGGCAGAGAAAGAGAAGAAGCUGGCAGAGGCCGUAGCUGUCGGGGCACGGUGCGAGGUGACUGUCGGUGACUCGCUGCCCAAGAGAGGAACUGUCAUGUUUGUAGGACUGACAAAGUUCAAGCCUGGCUACUGGGUUGGAGUCAAGUAUGAUGAACCAGUGGGGAAAAACGACGGGAGUGUGUUUGGAGAGAGAUAUUUCGAGUGUCAGAGGAUGUACGGAGCCUUUGUGAAGCCGACCUCAGUCAAGACAGGGGAUUUCCCCGAGGAGAGCUUCAGUGACGACGAAAUGUAGCCCCAGUCUGUUACCAUGGAGAUUUAAAACCGGGAUAUAUCUAGCUCACUGCAGUUCUAACAUUUUUAUGUAUGUGACCAUCAGUUAAUAGAGCACAUGUUGGUAUGUACUUCUUGUAGAGUCAUUUUAUGGACCUUCCACCUUAGAGGGAAAAAGAAUAUGAAAUCAUGAUAGAUGCAGAGUGUGAUGUGGUCACAAAGUGAGGUUGAAAAAUAAAAGCAGGG